CAUAGCCUAGAGAUAGGCUACUAGCUUAAGUUAGCCUAAUAUUGCAUACACUAAUUUCCAUACAUAGGCUAGGUACCUAGAUUGAAGCGAGUUUUGGCUAGGCUGUGGCUAAUGUUGUACUGUUAACUUCAUGCUAGUUAUGAUAUAUGCUUAGUAUAUGUUAGGCUAUGCAAAUGUAUCCUAUGAUAUUGCUUGGAAAUAAAUGUUUUAGCUUAAGCUGAUAUGCCUAGGCCUGUGUAUUAUUGCAUAAGUUGCCAAUAUGACUUGCCUAACCAAAUCAUUUUUUUAAUGUAUUUUACUCAAUUCUAAGACAUAUUUCUUGUAUGGCAUUUCUGCCGCAAAUGAAUGUUAACCAUUUAAUCUUAGGUUAGGUUAAGGUGUAAAGUUAGGGAGCUUUUCAAGAAUAGCAGUCCCACACGAACAUGGGACCUGUCCAAAAGAAUGAAACCGGUCCGUAUUGUUAAAAAGGUCAUGUCAACAAGACCGAUUCUUAACCUAGCCUAACCUUAACCUAACCUAACCAUGCUUAGUUGUGACUCAGGUAGAUUGUUAUGUACUCUAUCUGUGGUAUCAGUCAUUUUUUCUUUUCUUUUGAUGAGGUAGAGAUGUGGGAAGUCAUUGAUCAUAAUUACUGUCAAUAAUUACACAAUUACAUUGAUGUUUCUUUUCCAGAGUUAUUGCAGUAGCUAAUUUCUGUAUUAUUAUCUUUUUAGGUGGUGGUCCUCAUGAAAUUCUAGCUCUGAAACCUUCAGGGGAAGCUUUGGUAGGAUUGGGCCUACUGGAGCAAGAAGCAGUUGAGGGGUUGGCAGAUAUUGAUGACAGUGAGGACCCAGCUUCACCUUCAGCAGGUUCAGCCUUUUCUGUAUGGAAAGCUGGAUGCUGCUACCACCUCGGCUGCUGCUGCCACCACCUCGGCUGUUGCUAGCAAGCACAUGUCAGCAUUUCACAGCAUUGCAGAUGCACAACUUUUCGAGUUUGAUAUUAAUGAUGGCUCUGCAGAAGUGUCCGUCGCAGAUGAUAUACCAAUAUCAAUUAUUGAAGAACACCAGUAUGCACGGAGAGAGGAGCUAAGCCGUCCUGAUGUUUCCGAUAUAUUUCAGGAUACAUUGCUUAAUCAAAACGAAUUAAAUGAAAGUGUAAGGGUAAUAGCUGACAGCAUGGUAACAAUGACUGAUAUCCUUAAGAAACAUUUUGCAUAAUUUUUUUUUAAAGUGGUAGUACUUGUAAUAUAGUCUAUACAGUAGUAAAAUCUAUUUUUUUUUUAACCAUGCCCUAUAUGUUCCUAUACCAUGGGUGCCCAUAAGGUGAUAAAUAUCAUAUACCUCUUCAUUAUUGAGAAGUAUCUUGCAAGUCUUUUGUUUAAGAGUAAUGUGAUAUACUACCUCAUUGUCUUAAGCAAACCACUCCAGUAUUUAAUGAGGUUUAUUUUUUUUAUUUUUCCUCCAUGAUAUCGCGGUACUUGUGAUAAGUUUAGUAGUUUUUGUUUAUUUACAAUGCUAUUUCAUGUUAUUUCUCUAAUGUGGCUAUAAUGCAUGUUUUAUUAUUUAUAAGUGUAAAAUGACACCUCUGUGAUCUCAGUUACCUCUACCUUAUUGUAAGUAUAAUUUUUUAUAGUACAUUUUUUUAUUUACAUUGCUAUUUCAUAUUAUUUCUCUAUUGUGGCUAUAAUGCAUGUUUUCUUAUUUAUAAUAGUAUAAAAUGAUACCUCUGUGAUCUCAGUUACCUCUACCUUAUUGCAAGUUUUUUUAUUUACUUUAGUGUAUUAUUUCUUUCCUGCACAUAAUGUACUAUGUAAUACACUGAUAUUGCUAUUAAGGCAUUCAGUGAUACAGUACCCUGUUUGUAUCUAGGUAAUAUGAACAUAAAAUUCAUUUAUUUCAUAACUUGUAUCUAGGUGGCAUUUAUUUCAUAAUGUGAGUCACAGUAUGUAGUACUGUACUUAUCUCAGACCACCUUAACCUAUGUUAAAUGUGCCUUAUGAGUACCUGAAGAGAAGUGAUAAGCCAGAGAAAUUGCAUAUAUAUAUUUUCACCUUUGCA
Molecule: messenger RNA, 2039 nt
Organism: Macrobrachium nipponense
Lineage: Eukaryota; Metazoa; Arthropoda; Malacostraca; Decapoda; Palaemonidae
Exons: 2
Coding region: 816-1199 (127 amino acids)
Source: RefSeq, a predicted model, not a curated record